Bufo bufo (common toad) is the source of this 1236-nucleotide messenger RNA. It is a transcript of the gene HEBP2, whose product is annotated as heme binding protein 2. Lineage: Eukaryota; Metazoa; Chordata; Amphibia; Anura; Bufonidae. The record is from RefSeq and is a predicted model, not a curated record. The transcript is spliced from 6 exons. The coding region runs from base 161 to 730 and encodes 189 amino acids. Gene Ontology annotation, cellular component: cytoplasm.
UACUUAACCAGACCAACACAAAGAGCUCAUGUAACACACACGGCGCACUGGCCCCACCCAGCAGCCGCCAGUAUAAAACCAGAGGAACCAGCUCUCAGCAACUGCAGCGACUGAGCAGAGAUCACUCGGGUUGGAGACACCUUCCUACUAUUUGUGAACAAUGCUGAAGACUGUGAAACAAGUUUUAUUUUCAUCUGGAAUUCAAAUGCCUAAUUGGACAGCAAUUGAAACGUCUACAGAUUAUGAAAUACGACAGUAUGAACCUGCAAAGUGGGUAAACACUAAGGUAACGUCUAUGAAAGACUGGGACAGUGCCAUCAGCACGGGCUUCAUGCGUCUUUUCAACUAUAUUCAAGGAAACAAUGAGAAAAAAGUAAAAGUUGAGAUGACGGCUCCAGUCACCACCUAUGUAGAACCUGGCGCGGGCCCAGCCUGUGAAUCCACCAUUACCAUUUCAUUUUACAUUCCUCCAGAGAACCAGGAUGAUCCACCUACACCUUCUGAGAGCAAUGUAUUUGUUACAGAAAGACCUGAAACAACAGUUUAUGUCCGAUCUUUUGCAGGGUUUACUAAUGGAGCAAAAAACCAAGAACAAAUGUUGAAGCUAUCAGAAUGUCUAAAACGAGAUGGAAAGGUGUUUGAUGAGAACAAUUUCUACACUGCUGGAUAUGACAGCCCGUUUAAGCUACUAAAUCGACACAAUGAGGUGUGGUUGAUAGCAAAGCAGUGACGGACUACCUUAUGAAGAGUCAUAGUGCGUGUUAAAUAGACUUACAUGUGUGUUUAUGAGAAGGAGCUCCUGAAAUCUAUUGUUACAUUUUUCUGUAUGAAAAGUUUAUUGCCCGAAAAAAAGGGUAUUGAAAUUGUUAAUAGGGGUAUCUUGAAAGUGAAUCAUUGCUAAUGAUGGUCAAAUAAGUAUGCUGUUACUUGGAAUUUCUAGGUGCAGGGGAAAACAGAAGCCUCCUAGAUUUGAUGGUUAGUGCUGACUGUGGCAUCUAUGUAGUUAGACAAAGGGAGGGUUCCUCAUCUGUCACCCCGUUGGCACCCUGUAUUGCAAUCAUGGGUUGCAAUGGCAGCCAGAGGCCUAAAAUAAGCCUUUACGCCAACCACAGCUAUAUUAUUGACAGGCAGCAAUGACUUGGUAUACUGAGCAUAGCAAAAUCAUUAUAUAAUUUAUCAAUAGAUCGCCUAGUAAUACCUAAAAAUAAAAAAUAUUUUUAUAUUCUAAAGAGGUUA